This is a messenger RNA of Acanthochromis polyacanthus (spiny chromis), 2671 nucleotides long. Its product is annotated as magnesium transporter protein 1. Bases 69 to 1055 code for a protein of 328 amino acids. Lineage: Eukaryota; Metazoa; Chordata; Actinopteri; Pomacentridae. Gene Ontology annotation, cellular component: oligosaccharyltransferase complex. The record is from RefSeq and is a predicted model, not a curated record. The transcript has 10 exons.
ACAGCGGACCAAUGGGAAGCUGACAGGAGAGUUGUGAUCAGUCGACAGUAGCGUGGAUUUUCAGCAGAAUGUUUAGGAACGUUUUACUUUCGCUGCUCCUGUCCGUCCUUCUCUACCAUGAACAUGCUAACGCACAGAAGAAAAAGGAGACUCUGCUGUCAGAGAAGGUGACUCAGAUGAUGGAGUGGGCCUCCAAGCGUUCAGUGAUCAGAAUGAAUGGAGAUAAGUUUCGUCGCUUUGUGAAGGCUCCUCCCAGGAACUACUCAGUGGUCAUCAUGUUCACAGCGCUGCAACCACAGAGACAAUGUGGGGUCUGCAGACAAGCUGAUGAGGAGUUCCAGGUGCUGGCUAAUUCCUGGCGUUAUUCCUCGGCCUUUACUAACAAAGUCUUCUUUGCGUCUGUGGAUUUUGAUGAAGGAUCAGAUGUGUUUCAGAUGCUAAAUAUGAAUUCUGCGCCGACCUUCCUCCACUUCCCAUCCAAAGGAAAACCUCGCAGGUCUGAUACAUAUGAGCUGCAGGUCAAAGGCUUUGCAGCUGAGCAACUGGCUAGAUGGGUGGCAGACAGGACAGAUGUACAGAUUCGUGUCAUCCGUCCUCCCAACUAUGCGGGGCCUCUACUGCUGGGCUUUCUCCUGGCAGUGAUCGGAGGACUGGCGUAUCUACGAAGACACAAUUUGGAGUUUCUCUUUAACAAGAACGUCUGGGCCUUUUCUGCACUGUGCUUUGUCCUCAUCAUGACUUCAGGCCAGAUGUGGAACCACAUCAGAGGACCGCCUUAUGCUCACAAGAACCCCAGCACAGGACAAGUUAGUUACAUCCACGGUAGCAGUCAGGCCCAGUUUGUGGCAGAGACACACAUCAUCCUACUCUUCAACGCUGCGGUUACCAUGGGGAUAGUGCUGCUGUGUGAGGCUGCUACUUCUGACCUGGACAUUGGAAAAAGGAAAAUAAUGUGCAUAGCAGGUAUUGGCCUGGUGAUGCUGUUCUUCAGCUGGCUGUUGUCCAUUUUCAGAGCCAAGUACCAUGGAUACCCUUACAGCUUCCUGAUGAGUUAAGGCUGAUGAGAAUCCUGCAGUUCCAAAGCAAGUGUAAACUUAAGGAGAGGAAGUCCUCAAGUGCCAUUAACAGAGUGUUUUCUGCUGCAGCAAUGCAGAACUUUUUCCCAAACUAUAAUUUGAUGUUUAACAUGUUGAAUUAAAAGUUGGACACGGUGUGCCUUUACAAAAUAUCAGCAAGCAAUAAUUUGCCAAGAACAGAGCCUUCAUCACCACUGUGCAUUCUAAACUGUCAAGUGCCAAAAGACGUCUUCUAUAUUAGAGUUGUUAAAAAUCCUAAAGUCUAAAAUGUAUUGUUUUUCAAUCAUAUUAGUUUAUGCCUGAUGGAAAUUAAAAUCCUAGUCUUUUGUUUUGAAAAUUAGGGACUGUGGAAAGGUAUUUUUUUCUUUACAGAUUGUUCUUCUAAUAUAUCCACAUUUGAGCCGAGAGACAUCACCAGGGAAAAUGACACCGCUAGCAUCAGUUUGCAGACUGAACAACUAGUCAGUCAGCUACAGCACAAUAAAGCUCAUGGAAAUUACCUGCAAAUAUCACUUCAGUUAGCAAAGGCUUUCUGCUCUGCAAUACUACUGCUAGCAAGACAGUCUGUCAACAGCUUUCAAGCUAAGGUGCAAAUUUGUUAUGUGUCAAGUUCAGCCUGCCUUAAAUGCCCCUCCAGCCACUAAAAAGCAGGGCUCUUUUUGAUAUUGCUCAAAUGCCCUUUUUACUAUUUGAUAAGUAGCAGUAUACUUAUAAACCACCUUUUCAAACUGUACUAAAAGAAAAGAAUGACCAAAUAUGUCUGUUUGACUGUAAAGUAAGAUCUUGUAUCCUACAACAUAGGGUCUCAAGAUCUGGCACUUAAGCAGGACCCCUUUUAAGUAUUGUUAUAUUUUAUGUAGUGCAAUCUCCAGAGCAAAGUUUGUGGUAGAUCAACACAAACCAGUUUAGGGCCAAUAGGCCUGGAGCUGUUGGUCCCCCUGCAUCAGUGAGUCCUAUUCCUCAUCAUGGUUAGUAAUCCUCCCCCUGAUGGUUCCUAGUAGCAGCAACAGUGUUUAAGGUUCAGUAGUUGGUAUUUGUAGGUCUUGUUGCUAUUUUCCGCUAGGGCUGAAGAGAAGCGUAGUAUUUCCCAACACUAUGUAAAACAUUAUUUUUUAGAAACAAUGCAGAAAUGUUAAGCAAUAAUCAACAUGGUCCCCAUAAAUCCAGCCAUAUUGAAGCAGUCUUCUGUAACUCUAUAUCCAUCCCCUGUUCAGUUACUAAUGUCCCAAUAAGAAAAAACAAUUGGAAUGAAAAAAAUGUUAAAGAAUUACAGAAAGCAAUGUUUAUGUAAAAUACUUUGGUUCUUUCCUGCUGUUGUUAUGAUGUAAUACCAGUAGAUGUCCAAUUAAUUCUUCACACUUCCUUUUUGCUCUUAUUAAGAAGUGAGAUUGGCAUUAAGCCCAGGGCAAGAUGACAUUUUGUACUGUACAUACAUCAGCGCGAGUAUUCAAACUUGCAAGACUAUUGUCAUAGAAGUCUGCAUUCCUUGUGUGUAAAAUCAAGUUUUAAAUGUUUGUGGUUUCCAUAUCAGGUUGUAUGAAGAGAAAUAAUGGAUCUGAGGUGAUUGUUUCUGAUAAAAAAGUGCCUUAACUGCC